Messenger RNA from Neurospora tetrasperma FGSC 2508, 2141 nucleotides. RefSeq names its product serine/threonine-protein kinase. The transcript is spliced from 4 exons. Gene Ontology annotation, molecular function: cAMP-dependent protein kinase activity; ATP binding. NCBI's taxonomy places the organism in Eukaryota, Fungi, Ascomycota, Sordariomycetes, Sordariales, Sordariaceae. Gene Ontology annotation, cellular component: cAMP-dependent protein kinase complex; nucleus. Bases 283 to 1533 code for a protein of 416 amino acids. Gene Ontology annotation, biological process: peptidyl-serine phosphorylation. The record is from RefSeq and is a predicted model, not a curated record.
GGCCCUUCUUCCGUAUCUAUCAGUCUCGCAUAAUCUUUGGUGGCCUGAUACCGAGUGCUAUCACCUCAGCUAUCUCGGGAAACAUCACGAGCGGAACAGCAACCUAGCCACGGGCGCUUUUUACUCUACCCCUCGCAUUGCCUUUCCACCUUUACGUUCCUCUUCAACUUAGCCACCAUAGGGACCUUUGUCGAUACCUCCAAACGCAUCUUGUCGGACGACUCGAAAGACGGAAACAUAGCUGCCCCUUUCAGAGUAACUCACUGGUCCGCCGCAUCCAACAUGGCGGCCACCGUCGCCUCGUCACACCCAUUUGGCGGUGGGCUACACCCACUGCAGGCAAAGGGGUUACUUGCAGCCGCCCAGCAGCGCCAACAACAGCAGCAGACGCAAUCGCAACCGCAACUUCAUCCCUGCAUGCUCUCGCAGCACCACUCUUACCAGAACGACCAACGCCGAAAUGACCCAUCACAAACGCAAAAGAACAAUGAUACGAGUGGUGGAUUCGAGAUGGCCACGCGCAAGCCCCGGCUGAGCGACUUUCACCGUAUAAGGACAUUAGGAACUGGCACUUUCGCUCGUGUGGUACUCGUCCGACCAGCCAAUGGCACAGAAAUCGACCGUCAAAAGGUCUACGCAUUAAAGAUUUUGAGAAAGACGGAAGUGAUCAGACUAAAACAAAUUGACCAUGUGCGCCACGAGCGACAGAUCCUCCAGGAUGUAACAGGCCACCCGUUCAUCACCAGUCUGCAAGCCUCCUUUUCCGACCACGACUUCCUCUACCUCCUGCUCGACUACAUUCCGGGCGGAGAGCUGUUCACAUACCUGCGCAAAUACCGACGGUUCGAUGAGGAGAUGGCACGCUUCUACGCGGCUGAGAUUGUGCUCGUGCUCGAGUACCUCCACGAAGAGCAGGGUGGGAUAGCUUACCGGGAUAUGAAGCCCGAGAAUCUGCUGUUGGAUGCGAAUGGGCACAUUAAGCUGGUCGAUUUUGGUUUUGCCAAGCGGCUGGGGUACAAGGACGUUGAACGCCCGGUCGAGACCUACACCCUUUGUGGCACUCCCGAGUACCUGGCGCCCGAGGUUAUUCAGAAUAAAGGCCACACGACAGCGGUGGACUGGUGGGCGUUGGGGAUCUUGAUAUACGAAUUCCUGACGGGCUAUCCCCCGUUUUACCACAACAAUCCCCUAGAGAUUUACAGACAAAUCGUAGAAAAGCCGGUUCUAUUCCCCUCGUCAACAGAAAUCAGCGAAGAAGCCAAGGACAUCAUCCGGUCCUUCUGCACAGUCGAUCGGACCAUGCGACUCGGCAACAUGAGCGGCGGCGCGGCAAGAGUGAAGGCGCACCCAUGGUUCAAGGGCGUCGACUGGGAGGCUGUGGAGCAAAGACGGCACAAGGGCCCCAUCAUUCCUCACCUAAGUCACCCCGGCGACGCUUCGUGCUUCGCCCUCUACCCGGAGCAGGACGUCAACAAUGAGGCGUACACGGAUGAGAUGUUUGAAAAGUACGAAAAGUACUUUGGGGACUUUUAGUGAAAGGGCCUCGGGCCGUCGAAGGAAUUGCGCAAGCGCCCAAGCAUUGGGGCUCAGGCGGGUUUCUGAGAAGAUCUCGGGCUGGGUUACUGGCUCUGUUGGGCAGAAGAAUAUCGGAUAUGAUCAGUCGGAUGGGACAUGUGGUUUUACUGCUUGAAGUCACUCGCUUGACAUUGAGGAGACGGGUAUGCUUGACGUUCCAAGUAGCCAGGCCCGUCUCCAGUGUGUCAGGUUGGACCUCGGUCAAAGGCUGUGACAGCACGGCGAUGACAAGGAAUGGUUACGAUUGUAGUUUUUGUCUUUGGUGGAUUUCAUAUUAUAACUCUUGGUCGUUCUCGAGAAUGAGAACUGACUGAAAUGGGAAGAGGCGGGCACGGAGUUAUUACAGGACGAUACGGGAAGGGCGUCGCGGGUUUAUGGGUUACUUGAUGCUUUUUAUGAUGUUAUAUCCCCCCUACCUAGCGCACAUCAGAGAGUCAGAGCUCUAUGUCUAGGUAGACACUUUGACGUUGUUAGAGGGUAGAGGUACGAAGAACGCUACACAUAGCUGCUAUAGUAAAGAUGGAACACGUGUGAAUGAGUUGAAUAUAUUCUCAGAUGGUUGAUCA